Messenger RNA from Aspergillus ibericus CBS 121593, 708 nucleotides. Its product is annotated as YciI family protein. The record is from RefSeq and is a predicted model, not a curated record. The transcript has 4 exons. Lineage: Eukaryota; Fungi; Ascomycota; Eurotiomycetes; Eurotiales; Aspergillaceae. The coding region runs from base 73 to 483 and encodes 136 amino acids.
CUAACCUCUUCCUAUCAAUUAAUAGUCCCAUCACGACAACCAUAUCCAUCUCUAAUAUCAUUCCUUCUCAACAUGUCCCUCCUCCGCUUCUCCGCCAGGGCUCUCCCCACCCAACUCCGUACCCAAAUCGGCCUCCGCACCAUCGCGACAGCCAGCAAAAAGGAAUGGCUCUGCAUUCUCCCCGACAAGCCUGAUGCUUUGGAAUUGAGGAGAAAGGUUCGACCGACUCACAUGGCGGGAAUCGGACCCCUGGUCCAGACCGGAAAGAUAGUCGUUGGUGGCGCCAUGUUGGGCUCUCAUCCCCAAGAAGGCGAGGAUUUGUCCUUCAAGGGUAGUAUGCUGAUUUACACGGCGGAGACGGUCGAGGAAGUUCGGCAGAUCGUGGAGGAGGAUGUUUAUGCUAAGAGUGGAGUGUGGGAUAUGGAGAAGGCGUUGGUUGUUCCGUUUGUGUCGGCGGUUCGGGAGCCGUUGAGGAAGGAGUAGUGGUGAGGAGGCUUUGUUUUUGAUGGUGAGGGAUGUGUUGCCUUGGAGUGUUGAAGAUAGAGGUAGAAUCAUGAUAUAUGUUGCCUGCCGGAUAUGGUAGACAUUAUAUAUAGCUGACAUGUGUAGUGUGCUUUUACUUCCAGGAUAUCGCCACUUGAAGCUCGCCUGACUGAGCUAAUGAGUUCCUUGGAGUAAUUGGUGCAGUGUUAUGCACCUCCACGAUAC